Molecule: messenger RNA, 1303 nt
Organism: Ylistrum balloti
Lineage: Eukaryota; Metazoa; Mollusca; Bivalvia; Pectinida; Pectinidae
Product: dehydrogenase/reductase SDR family member on chromosome X-like
Exons: 8
Coding region: 26-1018 (330 amino acids)
Source: RefSeq, a predicted model, not a curated record
GGAAAGCGUUCACCUAAUUCUUAAAAUGGGAGGUAAACAUUCCUUUCCGCGAGUUUCUCUACCGAGAGAUAGAGUGGUGAUAAUCACAGGUGGAAAUCAAGGUAUCGGUUAUCACACGGCAAAAUGGAUCGCCAUGAUGGGAGCCAAAGUCAUAAUAGCCUGUCGGUCAGAUGAGAAGGCAACAAAGGCUAUCAAACAAAUGAACACAGAGUUCCUUGAAGAGAAAAAGAAUGUAACAGAAGGAGUGUGUGACCUGGAAGAGUUGAAUGUGUCCUUCAUGAAGCUAGACAACGCGUCCAUAAAGUCUGUGAUGACGUUUGUUGAGGAGUUCAAAGCCAGUGGACUCAAACUGCAUACCCUUAUAUGUAACGCAGGUAUAGGGGUUCACAAACAAGAAUACACCGAAGAUGGAAACGAAUUCCUGUUUCAGGUGAAUUAUUUGAGCCACUUCCUGCUGACUGCCCAUCUCUUACCGAUUAUGAAGACAUCAGGCCCAGACUGCCGUGUAAUCUUAGUAUCUAGCAUAGCCCAUAGAAUGACAUCCUUCCAGUAUGACGAGAUCCAAGGCAAGCAAUUCACCGAGAACACAUUUGAUGGAUUGACCUUCUACAAUAGGUCAAAGUUAUAUCAGAUUAUGCAGAUGUUUAGUAUGAACCGAAGAUUGGUAGACAGUAAUGUUACAGUGACGUCAAUUCAUCCGGGUGUUGUGGAAACAGGACUACUGGACACGUUUGGUGGGGGGAUUUCUGGAGCUGGACUAAGACUUCUGAGGCGUAUGGGUGGAUCUAAGACAGCAUUUGAAGGUGCAUGGACAACAAUUAACGCGGCUGUCGAUCCGAAAUUGGCAGGAGUGAGGGAUGUGUACUUCUCAGAUUCUAAACCCAGCACAGUAUCCAGACAGUCUAGAAAUAAACGUGACCAGAAAAAAUUAUGGUCGUAUACCAUGGCAUGUUUGAAAGACUAUAUCAGUGAGGAAAUCGCCAAAGACUUGGAGGGAAAUUACACUGAACAAACAUAGGAUUACAUCAGAUCGAUAUACGCGUUACAUCACCAAAUAGGUCCAACCCAACUUACUGCUAUUCCAUCAAAAUAUCAUGUUGACAUGUCAGUUAGUAUACCAAAAAAUCAGUGUUCAUUACUUACAAUACAUAAUUUUUAUUAGCAGCGUAUUUAUAGGCCCGAGUUUCCGGUCAUGCAUUCCUAACUUCAGGGAGAGGAAGCAGACGACAACAUGGCGCGUAAUCCUACCCUCAUGAUAUGUUGAAAGUUUGUUGAACAUUUCUAGAAGUAUAUCAUAAAAAGA